AUGCGCCGCGCGGGGCAGCUCGCCAAGAUCGUGCUCGACGAGUUCACCGGCGUCCUGAAGAUGGUCCCCUACGGCAUCCGAGCGAUGCGCACGCACAGGUCGCUGCCCGACGCGCGGGCCCCCGCGGGGAGGGACGGCGUCAGCAUCGCGCGCGACGUCCGGUACGCGGACGCGCCGCGCGCGGUCAUGGACAUUUACCUACCGGGCGGCGUGUCCAUCGACGACGCCGCGCGCGCCGUCUCCGAGACCGUCUCCGAGACCGUCUCCGAGUCGACCACCGCCACCCCGCGGGAUCCGCCCGCCGACGAUGACAAGCUCCCGGUGGCUCUCUUCGUGCACGGCGGCGUGUGGGCGGUGGGCGAGAAGUGGCAGUUCGCGCCCAUGGCGUCCAGGCUCGCGGAAGAGGGCGUGGUGACGUGCGUCGCCACGUACACCCUCUUCCCCAAGGCUCGCGCCGACACCAUGUGGCGCGAGGUCUCCGACGCAAUCACGUGGACCCUCGACAACGUCGACAGGUACGGCGGCGACGCCGACCGCGUCACCUUGCUCGGGCACAGCGCGGGGGCGCACAUAUGCUCCAUGGCGCUCCUCCACAGGUGUGGGGUCACUUCGGACGUCACGGCGUCGAAGGACGUUACGGGCGUUACGGUUGACCGGCGCCAGCCCAAGUGCUACGUCGGCCUGUGCGGCGUGUACGACGUCGCUCGACACUACGACUACGAGGACAGCCGCGGGGUGGCGCUCGUGAGCACGAUGGGCCGGUGCAUGGGAGGCGCGGGUAACUUCGAGCGGUGCUCGCCGCUGAGGGUGCUGAGGGCGAACGCGGAGGUCGUGGGAUCGAAUCCGGCGUUCCAGAUUUGCGCCGACGCCGACGCCGAGGAGCGAAGGAAGGAGCGAGAGCGAGCCGAAGCCGCCGAGUCGGCCGCCGCCGCCGAGUUGGCCGCGUCGAUCGCCGCGACGAAGAAGAAGGAGCACCACAUCGAAUGGGCGCCGAUGAGCAUGGUCAUGGACACGGACGGCGACGGCGACUUGUGCGUCCCCGUCGCGGACAUCGUCGAGGAAGCCGCCGCCGUCGCCGAGGCUCGGCUCGUGGAUUUGGAAAAAAAAUCAGACGACGGAGCCGCCGACGACGCGGACGCGACUCGGGGAUCGAACAAAUCGAAAGACUCCGCCGCGACGUCACACACGGUGACGCCGGUACCCGGCCCGCCCCCCGGCGCGCUCGCCGGCGACGACGCCGCGCGGAUGUCCGGGUUCUGGAGGCUAUCCGGAAGCUCUCCCGGAACUGACGGACCCGGACCGAACGAUGCGUCUUCGUCGGCUCCCGACGCGUCCGCCAUCGCCGCGCUGUCCGGGACGAACGCGCCGGGAUGCUUCCCGCCGACGUACCUCCUCGCCGGGUGCGCGGAUCACACCGUGCCGUGGUUCGAGUCCGCCGAGUUUCACCUCGCGCUUCGCGACGCGAACGUUCCGUCGCGCCUGUGCCUGUACCUGAAGGAAUCGCACGGCGAGUUCGUCGUCGGCUGGCGGCCAAAGCCCAAGCCGAACCCGGUGACGAAGACGAGCGCGUGGGGGGACGACGCGCCGGUGAACGCUUGGGGGGACGGCCUGGACGGCGACCUCGAGGCGCGGGGUCUCAGCGCGCACAACCGGGACGUCAUCAGGAUAAUCAAGUGCUGA
Messenger RNA from Micromonas commoda, 1680 nucleotides. RefSeq lists its product with no specific name. Lineage: Eukaryota; Viridiplantae; Chlorophyta; Mamiellophyceae; Mamiellales; Mamiellaceae. The transcript has a single exon. The coding region runs from base 1 to 1680 and encodes 559 amino acids. The record is from RefSeq and is a predicted model, not a curated record.